CUGAAAUCCUAAUUCCCACCGGAAUCGGAGUUCAAAAGUCACAUUUCACUAUCUACGAGCUACCUCCCCUCAGAAGUGGGGUUCGUGCCCAACCCCACUGCCAUUGCCGCUAUACUAUAUCACUUUAUCAUACCUCAUUACUCGAGUACAUUCUUUCUUUCUCAAAUCCUCUUCUCUUUACAUACGACUAUUUCUUGUUUUGGGAGAGACAAUAAGGAGUCAUGAAGCUCUCAUCGCCAAUCUGCGGUGCUUUGAUAGGUGGGGUGAUUGGCGGUGUGACAGCCCACUCUUAUGAAGGGGAUAAGGAAGUUCCACUGCAUGAACGGGAAUAUAAUCAGGAUUCACGUGAGGAGUUGGAGAGGAAAUGGAGUUUUGAGGUGAGUUCCUUUCUUGUUUUUAUUUUUGGGUUUUUUAUUUGAGGGAAAGUUGGGCGGGGCUUCUGCAGGGAUUCUGCUUAUUGCAAUUAAAGUCCUAUUCUGCCUCUUGUAGUCACACUUACUAUCUUUUCCUUUUGGAAGAAUGAAGUGAGUGUAAAAUCAGACAUCCUACUUCUUACUUGCUGAUUCUGGGGUGCAACUUGCCGUUUACAGUCUCAAGAAGUAGAAGAUGAUUCAAUUUACUAAUAAUUGUCAUAGUGGGGAUUUUCAGGAGUGAACUCCUUUGCUCACCUCGAGCACGUAAAAUGUCUCACAAAACCAGAUGCAUUAUUUGAUAUAGGCAUUAUCGGCGUUCCAUUCGACACGGCGGUAUCAUAUCGACCAGGUUCGAAACUCUCUCUUUUUUCUGUUCAUUCAUUCACAGCCUCACGCCUCACACUGCUCCACUACCCAGACAACAAGUUCUAAAAACAAAUGUAUUAGGAGCACGUUUUGGACCACGAGCAAUCCGAGCCGCCUCAUCUCGUCAAACCUCCUUCAGAGGCUUCAACUUCCGAGGAGGAAUAAACCCCUACCUCUCCUGGGCCAAAGUCCUGGACUGCGGCGACAUCCCGGUAACACCAUUCGAUAAUGCUGUGGCUCUAACACAAAUGACCUCCGCCUACCUAGAACUAGGCCAUAGAACACCUCUAUCCUCGACCAUCUCUCAUCCAAAAAUCAUCUCCCUAGGUGGAGACCACUCAUUAGCUCUAGCAGCUUUACGAGGCUUGAAGAACGUCUAUGGACAACCGAUUGCGGUCUUACAUUUUGAUGCGCACCUGGAUACCUGGCAUCCAGAUAAAUAUCCAAGUCCAUGGCCGAGUGCACAGGCACAGUAUAACCAUGGCUCCAUGUUUUGGCUUGCCUCAAAUGAAGGAUUGAUUAUGAAUGGGUCGUCUGUUCAUGCUGGGCUUCGUACCCGUCUUUCAGGAGACGAUUGGGCGGAUUACGAUGAUGAUACUGCACAGGGUUUCCUUCGCAUUGAAGCAGAUGACAUUGAUGCGCUUGGUCCUAAAGGUGUCAUUGAAGCGAUUAUGAAAAGAAUGGGGACCGAGACUCCGGUUUAUUUGUCUGUUGAUAUCGAUGUGCUCGAUCCUGGAUUGGCUCCCGGAACUGGAACUCCGGAAGCGGGUGGAUGGAGUAGUAGAGAGUUGAUCCGUAUUUUGAGAGGGGUUGAAGGGUUGAAUGUUGUAGGGGCUGAUAUUGUGGAGGUUGCACCGGCUUAUGAUGGAGUUGGGGAACAGACUGCACUUGCUGGUGCGCAGGUUGCGUAUGAGAUUCUGACUAGUAUGGUCAAGAGGGGAUUGAAAGAUAUGGGGAAGGAUGAUGAGAUUCCCGGAAGACAUGGCAAGGUAGAGGGGAAAGGAGGAAAAGAUGAGCUUUGAGGGUUAGAGGGACUGGCAAUGUAUUUUUGAGAACGAAUAAAACUAGUAUGGCAAUUUCUAAGGAUGG
This is a messenger RNA of Hymenoscyphus albidus, 1868 nucleotides long. Lineage: Eukaryota; Fungi; Ascomycota; Leotiomycetes; Helotiales; Helotiaceae. The record is from the annotation of a GenBank genome assembly.